Messenger RNA from Closterium sp. Naga37s-1, 1078 nucleotides. The record is from the annotation of a GenBank genome assembly. NCBI's taxonomy places the organism in Eukaryota, Viridiplantae, Streptophyta, Zygnematophyceae, Desmidiales, Closteriaceae.
AUGUCGACUAAACUGCAGGUCUCGAAGUCUGGGAAGAAAAACUCUGCCAAAGGUGUCUCGGCACGAUCUCCCAGCAAGGUCAAGCAGACUACGAAGAAGAAGGGAACUGUGGGUCCGCCGAAAUCCAGGUCAUCUAGCGGUGAGGGCCCACCUGGGGGCGAUAUUCGCAAGUCCAACCGCCCUCGAAAGGCGAGAGUGUGGUACGCAGAAGGUGCGGAUGCUACCGAAGAAGACGCUGAACCUGUUACAGCUGCGCGGAACAAACGACAGGGCGACGAUUUGGACGAGGCAGAGGCCAACGGCAAGUCGGGAGACGAGGCCGAGGCUGAGGACGAGGCUGAGGCCGAGGCUGAGGAUGAGGCUGAGGACGAGGCUGAGCACGAGGCUGAGCACGAGGCUCCGCACGAGGCGGAGGAGGAGGCGGAAGAAGAGGCCGACGAAGAUGCGGAGGAAGAUGAGGAGGAAAAGGCGGAGGAAGAGGCGGAGGAAGAGGCGGAGGAAGAGGCGGAGGAAGAGGCGGAGGAAGAGGAAGAUGGCGAGGCGGAGGACGAAGAGGGUGGGGAGUCCGGCAAUGAGUCGGAAGAUGAGUCCGGAGACGAGCCGUCGGACGAGGAGGGUCGAGAGUCGGACGAUGAGCAGGGGGAUGAGGAGGAGGCAGUGGAGAGGAAUGAGAAAAACGGUACGGCGGAAGUGCCUGCCUGCGCGGAUGCUCAUAAGCCUGAGGUCACGAAAAAAACAAGCUUUGACGAGAUGCUGGAAGAGCAGGAUGACAGUGAAGGUGAUGCCGUGGAGGAUGAGGCUGUGGCAGAGGAACGAGCUUUGCUGCUUGGGAAGCUGAAGGCACUUGAUGAGAUCCAGGAACCCGUUGUCAGCUCGAAGCUCGCUGGAAAGGGUGCGAAAGCACAGUCGCGUUCAGGACCCUCUAAGGUUCCGGCUAAGCCACCUCCAGGGAGACAUGCUGUCGCCAUGGCUAAGGGUAAGGAGAAAGUGGUGGAGAAAGUGGUGGAGAAAGGGGUGGCGAAAGAGAGUAGCCCUGGUGGAAAGACGAAACGGGAGGAGUCCGCCUUGGUGGUUGGAG